CAUCGAGUUCAGCAGACCCAUGCACUGACACCUCGACACAAAAACUGGGUUCGAUUCGGCAGAGGCUUGUCGGAUAUCAACUAGCAGCCGACGAAGAUGCAAUUUGCGAUAUUUAUAUACAAGUGGGCUGGUACUUCACCGAUACGUUCGUCUUAGCCUCUACAAAUCAGCGUUGUGGAACACUACGAAAUUGGUAUCGCAGAGAUAACGACAGUUUACCGAAAAACAUCAACGAACAAAGAAAUAUCGUCUUGUGCAGAAAUGGACCAAGUAAUGUGUGUGAUAAAUUAAGCUCUGCGAACGUUAUCAAAUGUGCUGAAGACAAGUAUGUGUUUUAUCUCAUCCCGGUAUCAAGUUGCAUAGAGGCGUACUGCUUAGAGAGAAAUUCGAACGGCUCGCCUCCAGGUGGAACAACACCAGAUAUAUCUGAGCUAAAACUUAGUAUAAAUGUUAACGUGGCACGACCGAAUGGUGAAAAUGAGCUACAGUUCUACUGUGACUUUACACCGCGUGCAAACACAAAUUACUAUUACAAAGUAGUAUGGGCACUCUCGCACGGUUCAAGUUGGGUCCACCAACUCCAUCAAUCAGAACCAGUACAAUAUUUAAGUCAGGGCAAUUUUAGCCAAAACACUAUGAUGACAGAGCGACAUUUAAAGGCACCAACAUAUUUUGGAUUGGGUGUAACGAUUGCUUGUUCUAUAACUGCUAGUAUCGACCCCGCUACCCCAGAAAGCGCCCCCGUCAUUAGCCCGGAAAGGUUCUGUGGCAUAAGAGCUUUAAACAGAUCAAGCCAUGUGGCCAUUCAUAACGACAAAGGCGCUGAAAUAUAUUACGAGCUUACAAUUCCGUUUGGGUGUGAACAGGGCUUUGAAAGCGACUCAUUUUGCUACUUGGAUGUAAUACUGUUUAUCCCACAAUCCACUACAAACUGUAAUAAACCAGAUGCAAUACAACGCAACAGUGAGACAAACUCAUGCGGUCUACGAUUUUACCGGUCUGAUAUCGGAAAACCAAAGAAACUAUUCGUCCAAGCUAAGUUCCCACAUCCAAACGCUUACUUAAGUCAGCAAAUGAUACUUACCUUGACUACCGUUAACAAUUUAGCUCAUCCAUUUUUCAAUGGCUACGCCGUGGAUAAAGUACAGGUCACUGUGUCGACAGACCAAGCUGUCAUAAAUAACAAAGGUUGCUACGCAGUAUGUGACCCGCAUAUGAUGUCGUUCGACGGACUUGGAUAUGAGCAUCACUUGACCGGGACGUUUGAUAUGUACAUUCAUCAAAACAAUAACCAAAAAAUACAGAUUAUGACACAACCUUGUUUCAACAAUGGACAGACACCACACUGUGUGUGUGGAGUUGCUGUCCAGGCCGGAAGUGACGUUGUCGUUAUAAGCACUUGUGCAAGGGUGCUUGACAUCAGGUUUAUACAGUGCGGUGAUGGAAUUCUCCGGGAGAAAGUAAAUGAAGUUUCAAAGACGAAAUACCGUGUUACUUUACCGAGUGGAAGCUACGUCGAUAUAAGCCUUGUUUAUGAAGGCUUUUUAAUGAACGUGCACGUAACUCCAUCAGUAGCUGACUUUAAUAAAACUUCAGGCUUAUGUGGUUCGUUUGAUGGAAACAUAAACAACGAUCGGCUCAAAAGACCGGGUUCUACUGAUAAUGACCCAAACAGAAGCUGGAUGGUCCAAGCAAAAGAUAAUCUUUUCAACGAAAAUGUCGUUUUGUCGCAUUGGGAAGAUCAGUAUCGUUUCUGUACAUGUGACAGCAAAUCUGUUAAACCCACAUAUACUGCUACUUGCGAUGUUGAGACAAAGAAAAUAUGCGAUGUGAAACCAGUAUUUAAAGACAGGUGUGUGGACAAAAAACGCAGGAAAAGGAGAUCAGGAAAUGGCAAAUAUAAACCGACAGACGAGGGUGAUUUCCAUCAAACUGUCAAACUCGCUUUUGUAUCAAAAUACCGGGACCAUUUUAACCAACGACAGCAUCGGUCAAUCAAGCAGUAUACCGAAGAAACUGCAAGACAAGAUUGCAUGCAGUUGCUGAACACCACAGCGUUCCAAAAGUGUUCCAAUGUGCCAGGUCUUGACUUCACAGCAACUAUAAAUGACUGCAUACUCGACGCUCAGAUAACAGGGACUAUGGAGUGGACGCUGUCCCACUUGGAAACAAUCAAAUCUAUAUGCAUUCAACAAAUAGACACUCAAAAAUUACCACCAAAGGAGGACCUUGUUGGAAUAACUGUAACCAUCAACGGAUCUUCGUUUUCCAAUUUAUCGGAUGAGAAUGCCUCUUUGCCCUUAACUGUUUUUACCGAUGAGAUAUUUGAGGAAAUCCAAAGCGUUUCUUGUCCGCACGAGUGUAGCGGAUUCGGAAUCUGUGUCAACGGUUCUUGUAUAUGUGAGAAAGACCAUAUCGGAGAAGAUUGCUCUUUAGACUCGACAAGACCUCCAGAAAUGAUAGGAAUCCCAGAUGAAGGUUUUUGCGACUUAAAAGAACGAGCUUGUAAGAAAACAUCUGUGUUUGGAGACAAUCUUAUUUUUGAAAAUCAGGUCAAAUGCAACAUUGAGCCUUUCGAGAUUAACGUACGAAAUGAUAUUUUGUCUGAAGAAAAAUACCAAGUGACAGGCGUGCCGCAGACGUUCAUGGAAGUGUCCUGCCCUCUUGAACCAAGCAAGAAACGCUCUAUAGACGGCGGUGCCGAUAUUAACGACAUCAUAGCUAGAGCUUACAAUAUUUCACUGAGUAACGAUGGUCUGAACUUUAGCGAAGAAGACACGUUCCUAGUGUACGACUCAGCUUGUGUAACAUGCAGCAAGACAUCUGGUGCUAUACGAUGCCUCAAACAGAGCGGUUUGUGCAUGACUGAUGGAGAAUGCUAUGGUCCAGGCGACACACUUGGUUGCUACACCUGUGCUGUUUCUGGGGCUGGAUCCGCUGUCUGGCAACCAGGACCAGACUGCAGCAAACCUUCGAAUGAUCGGCCUAACUCCGGUGGUGAACAGAUAACUGCUGAAUAUACUGUUCUGUUGGCCUUUUUGGCCGUUGCCUUUGGACUUUGAUGAUGUUUCAAUCGUCUAUUCUUCUAUUGUUAUAAAACUUUCUAUUUUAUGCAUAAUGUUUACCUUUAGACGACAAAUAAUAUCAAAUACAAGUAGCAUAUUUUUAUUAGCGCCUAACAAACAUAAUAUUUCUAUCAUUUUUUCUUUCGAAAUUUUAAUUUUCCAAAUGUCAAAAUAAUUUCAAAUACAUUUAGGCUCAUUAUUUUUAACUCCAUGUGCGUGCAUUUAUUAUAUGCCACAACUAGAGUAAAUAACAUUCUGAGCUAGGAAAAAUGAUGAAUAUGACAUGUCUUGAUAAAGUUUUUGCAAUGCUUGUCUUUGAUAUAUUUGAUUUAGCUAUACAUGUACGCUGUGGUUGAUCCUAUAUACAUGUCGAAACCUCUUGUCAUUGUUAUUUAUCAUGUUUUGUUUUCAAAUCACGUGUAGUAAUAGACACAAAAUAUUUCUUUACAUAGUUCUAUUUCAGUAAUGAAACGCUUACUACUUCAUAUAAUGAUUUUUUUCAUUCAUUAAUCUGUGAUCAUCGUUAGGACAUUUAUACUUUUCUAUAAUAUACAUGUGUAUGCUUAUGUACCGCUUUGCAGAUUUUGUAAUAAUGUAUUUAAAUAAAUAAUUGAGUUGAGUCAAGAAUACAAUAAAUUCAAAUGCACUUUGGCAUUUUGUUGGCUGAUCAUAAACAGUUUUAUACCCUGUUAUUUCAAGUCGCGCAGUGUGAAACACGUUACCAAUCAAAUGAUCUUAAAACUGGUCGUACACAUCUUGAAUAUUUUGUAAUGUAUGUACUAAAUAAAUAUAAAUCAAUCGAU
Messenger RNA from Dreissena polymorpha, 3868 nucleotides. RefSeq names its product von Willebrand factor D and EGF domain-containing protein-like. Bases 636 to 3062 code for a protein of 808 amino acids. The transcript has 17 exons. Lineage: Eukaryota; Metazoa; Mollusca; Bivalvia; Myida; Dreissenidae. The record is from RefSeq and is a predicted model, not a curated record.